AUGGAGUCACCCGUCCAAACAAUACCGCUCUCGGCCCGGCAAUUCGGUUCCGAUGCCACAGCCGGGUGGGGACCGACUCCCGCUACCGACUUGCCCAUAGUUUCAAGGAAGAAACAAGCCACAAUACUCUUAUCCGCAUUUGUGACUAUAGCCCUCACUAUCGGCUACAACCAAUGUUUCGGUGUGUUUCAGGAGUACUAUCUCUCGUCCAGCCAGAAUAUGCUAGCGCCAUCUCCGGCCUCGCAAACGUCACUACCGACAGCUCUGCUGGCCUUUGUUGGCACGCUGUGCUAUGGGCUGACCUGGGCAGGUGGCAUCAUGGUGAAUCCUCUGAUAUCGCGUAUUGAGCAUGGGACUUGGGUCUCGAGCACUUCGCCGAAUUGGCGGUGGGGACGCAGAAUUCUGCGUCAGUUGACUCAGAGGACAAUCACCGUCUCAGGGGUGCUCGUGAUGUCGGCUGGCUUCACACUGGCGUCCUUCAGCAGUUCGAUAUGGCAGCUUCUCCUCACGCAGGGCUUUCUGGUCGGAAUCGGCAUGUCGUUGUUGUACUUUCCCCUCUUAGCUCCCGCACCCGAGUACUUCACCAAUCAUCGGGCUACAGCAAUGGGCUUCAUUCUAGCUGGCGGUGGCGCUGGGGGGCUUAUAUUCUCACCCGUGAUUCGAGCACUCCUUACCUCUGUCGGUGGCCGCUGGACUCUUAGAAUCUAUGCCGUGUUCAACCUGGUUGCCGGACUGCCGGUCGCCUGGGCAGUGCCACGGAGCCGAUUCACAGGCGUCUCAACCAUUGAAGGGCCAGGAAGGCGAGAUACCCACGUCUCCCGAGCUCUGGCUUCAAGGGCCACAUUCCUCUUUUCUGCUGUGGCUGCAUUUCUACAGGCGGCUGGAGCCCAGCUUCCGCUUUCUUUCAUCCCAUCCUAUACUGUAAUACUCGGUCUCACUGCGUCCAACGCCGCGAAUCUCCUCGCCGCCAGCAACGCCAUCAACGCCGUAUCGCGCGUCCUGAUCGGCUACGCCGGUGACCGACUUGGUCGACAGAACACACUAGUGUUGACACUUCUAUUUGCUGCAUCGAGCGUCUUCGCGUUCUGGGUCUCUAGUGCCUUGACGGACACUUCUUACUCCCUCCCCCUUUGGUUGGCCUUCAUCGUGCUCUACAGUAUCUCUGCCGGUGGAUACUAUGCCCUCUUUCCAGCCCUUAUUGCUGAGGUCUUUGGUAUUCGCCAAUAUGCUGCCGUGAAUGCUUUUAUUCUUUUCGUUAGGGGAUUUGGCACCAUGUUCGGAAGCCCCGUAGGUGGGCAGCUGCUUGGGAGCUCGGCGAUGGGAACAGGAGCUUAUAUCAAUAUUGCAUAUUGGGACGGCGCACUGUUGAUGGGCGCCACGGCUGCUUGUAUGGGAGUACGAUGGGCCGACGGAAAGGGAAGGGGGUGGAGGUGGAUUGCUUGA
Messenger RNA from Neoarthrinium moseri, 1443 nucleotides. RefSeq lists its product as uncharacterized. The transcript is spliced from 3 exons. The record is from RefSeq and is a predicted model, not a curated record. NCBI's taxonomy places the organism in Eukaryota, Fungi, Ascomycota, Sordariomycetes, Amphisphaeriales, Apiosporaceae. Gene Ontology annotation, cellular component: fungal-type vacuole membrane. The coding region runs from base 1 to 1443 and encodes 480 amino acids. Gene Ontology annotation, molecular function: transmembrane transporter activity. Gene Ontology annotation, biological process: transmembrane transport.